CGAAUAACAGCACUACUAGACGCGAUGCAGCUGACCGCGGAUCAGCUGGCCGGAGCUAAGGAGGUCCCCACGGGGAAAGCCGUCAGCGACUUGCGUGUUUCGACGCGAAUGUGGCCCUGGCCGGGGAGCUCCCGACCCUCCUCCUCAACCGGGUGUGCACCAGCGAUGGCAACUGCCACUCCCGCCCCAGCAGCUGCUGCAACUGCAGCGGAGAGCACGAUUGCCUCAGCUACCACUACGGCGGCGCAGGAACUAGCGGCGAAUCAUAAGGUUAUGGUCAGCGUCGACAAGGCGUACAUGGACGUGGUCACGGCUGCCACCGGUCCCGCGGAGGUUCUCAGCGCGUUCCUCACGGUGUUGCAAGUUACGCGCAAUAUCGGCGGCGUCUAUACCUGGGAUAACCUGCGUAACGCGUUGGUAGUGACACACCAGAUAAUGACCGCCGUGGGAGAGCCGGCAACGAAAAUAAAGGUCAUUGCUGAUGCGGUGGCACGGGGCGAUAGGCUGGUGUCGGCGAUUGGUAGGACGGCUGGCGCUGCGGCGGGAGUCCAUGUCCUCGAGAUGUUCACCAAUUUGUUACCGAAUGCGCAUGGCGUCGCCAACGACCUCUUUGCCGCGGACGUAGCGAGGAUCCGCAAAUCCUUAGGAGGCGUUCACAUAUCGAGCACGGGAGUAGCCAUGGGGGGGUUGGGGGGAGGCAACCCCAUCCCCCCCGGCCGCCUCGCCGGCAGGCCCGGUCGUCGGCCGCCUCGCCCUAUGCGCAAGGAGCGGCUGGGCACUAUACUCCGGGACCGCCCGGUCGGAACGCGGGCGGUCGGGGACGAGGAUCCGGGGGUCGGAGAUAUUCCAUCGAAGUCAAUUGUACGAUUCCGAGGACCAACAUGCAGGACAUGA
Messenger RNA from Ectocarpus sp. CCAP 1310/34, 894 nucleotides. Lineage: Eukaryota; Phaeophyceae; Ectocarpales; Ectocarpaceae. The record is from the annotation of a GenBank genome assembly.